AUGGCCGCCGCGGGGAAAGUCAUUAUUGUCACCGGCGCCUCCCGGGGCAUCGGGCUCGCCGUUAGCCACUUCCUGCUGCAGCGCCAAUGCAGGCUCGUCGUUGUCGCCCGAAGCAAGGAGCCCCUCGAGCGUUUGCGCGCUGAGCACCCGGAACAGGUGCAGCUCCUGUCAGGAGACCUCUCCGACUUUUCCAUCGGCAAACAGGCUGCCGAUCUCGCUCUCAAGCACUGGAACCGCCUGGACGGGCUCGUCGUGAACCACGGUGUGCUCGAGCCCGUGAAGAAGAUCUGUGACACGGAGCCCGACGAGUGGAGGGCUGCCUUUGAUGUCAACGUCUUCUCCGCCAUUGCCCUGAUCAAGGCCGCCCUGCCAGCCCUGCGCGCCUCCAACGGCCGCAUUGUCCUGGUCUCCUCUGGCGCUGCUGCACACUCGUACACGGCCUGGGGUGCCUAUGGUGCAUCAAAAGCCGUGCUCAAUCACUUGGCCGAGACAUUGGCUGCCGAAGAGCCUGACGUUACUACCGUCUCCAUCCGUCCCGGUACGGUUGAUACGGCUAUGCAGGACAACAUCCGGGCCACUCAUCACAAACACAUGGACCCGAAGGACGCAGAGAAAUUUCUUGGUUUGCCAGCUAACGGUAAAUUGCUCCGUCCUGACCAGCCGGGCAACGUCAUGGCCCGACUGGUUCUCGACGCCCCCAAGGAGCUGAACGGCCAAUUCCUCAACUGGAACGACAAGGAGCUGUCUGCAUUCCAGGACGCGUGA
This is a messenger RNA of Diplodia corticola, 765 nucleotides long. RefSeq names its product short-chain dehydrogenase. Gene Ontology annotation, cellular component: intracellular anatomical structure. Lineage: Eukaryota; Fungi; Ascomycota; Dothideomycetes; Botryosphaeriales; Botryosphaeriaceae. The transcript has 4 exons. The record is from RefSeq and is a predicted model, not a curated record. Gene Ontology annotation, molecular function: oxidoreductase activity, acting on NAD(P)H, oxygen as acceptor. Bases 1 to 765 code for a protein of 254 amino acids.